Molecule: messenger RNA, 545 nt
Organism: Telopea speciosissima
Lineage: Eukaryota; Viridiplantae; Streptophyta; Magnoliopsida; Proteales; Proteaceae
Exons: 2
Coding region: 23-391 (122 amino acids)
Biological process (GO): photosynthesis
Cellular component (GO): photosystem II; membrane
Source: RefSeq, a predicted model, not a curated record
AUUAACAUGAAAAGAGAGAGAAAUGGCAUCCACUUCUGCUGUUUCAAUGGCACUUCCAUUAACUUCCCCGAGCCACAAGAGGCAACCUCCAAGCUCUGACGCCUUCAUCAAGCCUUUACCGGUGAGGAGGCCAUCGAAGGCUAUAGCCAAGACACCAUCAAGAGCCAAUGCAAAGCUUGCAGUUCAAGCAUCACUGAACGAGAAGGCUAUCACAGGAUUGACAGCCGCUGCUUUAACAGCUUCUAUGGUGAUUCCAGAGGUGGCUGAAGCUGCUGUAUCUCCUUCUCUAAAGAACUUCUUGCUCAGUAUUGUCGCUGGAGGAGUGGUGCUUGUUGUCAUAAUUGUGGCUGUCAUCGGAGUUGCCAACUUCGACCCUGUCAAGAGAAGCUGAGAGGACUGAGAGACGCAGAAACUAUGAUUUCAAAAAGAUGUUCUUUUUUCUCUUCAUCUCUUUGUCUUCUAUGUUGUUUAGUAAUUUUUUUGCAACUUUUUGAAACUCUGUUUUGUUCAUGUGGGUAAUCGGUAACUUCUAAACUCUGUUUUUA